GGUGAAUCCAUAAAAAUAUCAAUAAUAUCACUACUUUUUUGACAACCUUGGUAUUGGGGAGUUUGAGCCAUGUACUGUUUACUCAAAGAAAGCUCUGCGGUCGGUGAUCUGUGGCGUGCGGCUGCCAUCACUACUUUCCUUCCCUACGUGUGUGACGUAACUCUAUAAAAGAGCGGGCGUUGAAGACGCCGCCGCUAUAUCGUUUCCGCCAACCACGGCCACAGCGUCCCGACCACCGGCACUGAAGGACGCGGGCGGCACCUCUUCCGCCGGAUUUGUGACAGUUCCAUUAAUUCAAAAGAUACGAGAGAUGAGGUCGUUAUUGUUUUUGGCGGCUUUGUGCUGCUUAGUUAUUGCGGCGUGCGGAAGCCCUAUUUCGCGGCAGGAUGAUGAGCAGAAGGAAGUCGGGAGGCAAGCUGCGGCACCCGCUGCGCCAGCGGCUUCCGCUGACGAAGACGAAGAUGACGACGACGAUGAAGAUGACGAUGACGACGUAGAUCUUGCUCUUGGAGAUGACGAUGAUGAUGAUGACGACGAUGACGAUGAGGAAGAGGAUGAGGAAGAAGCAGAUGACGAUGACGAUGAAGACUACUUAGAGAGAUUCUUCGACGACAUCUUGGGAGAUGAUGAAGACGAUGAGGAUGAUGAACCAGCAGUUGCGGCUGUUCAGCCUAUAGUCGCACCCGCUGACACAGUAGCCGCUGCACCUGCUGCCGCUGCUUCCGAGGAAGCAGCUACGGUCGUGGAAGACGCCGAAGCGGCAGAAUCGGAAGCUGUCUCCGAAAGCGAAGAGCCUGAGGCGGGUCAGAAGGAGCCCGCUAGCGCAGAAGUCGAAUCAGUUUCUAGUGCUGAAACACCCGCCGCUGACGUUGAAGCUGAUGACGAUGAUGAUGACGAUGAUGACAUCACCGAUGCUCUCGGAGAGGAUGAUGAGGAUGAUGAUGAGGAGGAAGAAGAGGACGAUGACGAUGAUGACGACGUAUCUGACGUCCUCGGCAGGAACAACUCGGAAAAGCACGCACGCGCUUUGAGCGAGGCUACCACCAAGAAACCGAAAACGCCUGUACCCGCUAUCUACAUAGUGAAGUACAAUCGCUUCGUGGACAAUAUUUUGGAGAAAAUGAACGACGUUCUGAGGAAGUCCUACGACCCCGUGAGCGUGAAGUUGCAGCCGAUCGACGCUAGCAAGAAGAACUCGAAGCCAAAGAAAAACAAAACGAAGUCUAACAAGAAGAAAACAUCUCACAAAAAGAAGAAUACCCCUCGUACUGGUGAUAACAAAAUCAAGGACCAAUCUACAGAAGUUCCUGAAGCUGUUACAAAAUUUGAAGAAAAGCCUCAAAUGAUAGAAGAGUCCAGCAAUAUAGUAGCUGUUGAUCAAAAAACCGAGAAUGCAUCAGAAUCUCGCGCUCAUAAAGAAAAGAACGAAAGCUCGAAAGCCAAACCAACAACUAUUAAAACUAAACCUCCAACCAAAGUCACUAAGCCUAAACCAAAACCUCCAGUAAAGACCACUACUAAGAAACCAGUGAUUAAAAAUAAGAAUAAGACUAAAACUUCUGAGAAAAAUAAGCCCAGGGCUAAAGGCACACUAUAUGGUCUGUCUUCUUUAAGAAGAGUUGGAGACGUGAGUGUCAACAUAAUGACCAAUCGUACAAUGGUGAAAUCUAAAUUUGCUGUUGGACCCCUAAUUUUGAGAGUGGAAAAGGAGGUUGGUCGCGGUGCUAAGAAGGAGCUGAAAUCGGCAACGGCCACGACUGCAGAAAUGUCUGGAAAAAUUACUCUAAUGGUCAACAGUCAGGGAGUUGCAACGUUACACGCCAUCAAGGUUUUGCAACCGAAACAGGUUCGAGUAGACAGCAACCAUGAAAGGACCCGUGAGUUGGUUUGGCAGCGCAGUGCGAGGAUUGCCCACGUGGUGUCUGAGAAACUAUUUGCAGCAUCAAAACCCAUGUUUUUACAUAGCGUAGUUCAUCAGUAAACAUUAUUAGACUCCGUACUCCAAGCACGAACAGCUAGCAAGAAAGUAUUCGUAUGGUCAAGUCAAAGUUUCUAUGGAAAAAGUAAGAUUGUUCUUACGUUCGUUAGGGGCGCUGCUUAGUAUCCAAUUCCAUAGAAAUUUUGACGUUGGCCAUACGAACAAGGAUCGAAGGAUCUGUCAAAGUUCGUGGUUGGGGUACCGCCUAACAUUAUAAGGGUGUACUAAGCAAGAUAUAGAAUACUAAAGAUAGACUGCUCAAUGACUGGAUGAUUAAUUUAUUAUUAUCUUAUAUUGUAAGAUAGGAAAAUUAUAAGAGUUUAGGUACUUUUAGUCCCGUGAAAUUGUUUCUCACAGAUUUUUAUGUAUAUUUAAAAAAUAACUAAAUUGUGUAGGAUUCAAAUAACUGAUAAAAAAUUGGAAUAUAAUGGUGCUUUUUUAAUAUCAGUAUUUAAUAACAUUAUGAUUUAAUAGAUGUCAUUCACUCAUAUUAAGUUUACAAAAAGUAGCAAUUGUUAGGAUUUUCAUAAUGAAUGAUGACAUGACAAUCGAAAAUUUAGAAGAUGUGCCGUGAGCUUAAUAAAUGGAACCUCCACAUUGGAAAUAUCUACAUAUUAUCACAAAUGCAAUAAGAAUGAAUGACUGAACGACUUAGCUAAUUAAUGUAAUUCUUAUGUAUUUUAAAGUUCUACUACUUAAAUAAGUAUUAUGAUACUCAUUACUUUAGUCAGAAACUGCAUUUAUUAUUCCGUACCUACUUAACUAAUAGAUGGUGCUAAGAUUAGGUGACGUAUAGUAAUUUAUAUUCUUUUUUAAUUUAUAUAAUAAAAUACUUAUUUACAAUAUGUAUUUUUUU
This is a messenger RNA of Chilo suppressalis (striped riceborer), 2834 nucleotides long. Lineage: Eukaryota; Metazoa; Arthropoda; Insecta; Lepidoptera; Crambidae. The record is from the annotation of a GenBank genome assembly.